CCUCAAAAAACCUAAACAGGCAAUUGGCCUGUCCAAUUCUUCCCCAAAUCAUCAAAAAUGUCAACAACUCCUACUAUAGAUUCUUGUAUAGUGGAAACCAGUGAUGGGGUUAAGCUCCAUACCACAAUUUUCAAACCAAACCCAUAUGAAAAUGAAGAAGAAGAAGGAUUAGGGGAAGAAAUAAGCAAAAAUAGCUCAUGGGUGGUGGUUUUAGUUCAUCCAUAUUCAAUAUUAGGUGGUUGUCAGAGUCUAUUGAGAGGAAUAGCAAGUGGGUUAUCAAGAAAAGGGUAUAAAGUUUUGACCUUUGAUAUGAGAGGUGUUGGAAGAUCAACUGGGAAGCCUUCUAUUACUGGGUUUAAAGAAAUUAAGGAUGUGGUGGCUGUUUGUAAAUGGGGUUGUGAAAAUCUAUCUGUCAACAAGAUUUUGUUGGUGGGUUCUUCUGCAGGUGCACCAAUAGCAGGCUCUGCUGUGGAUCAGGUUGAACAGAUUGUAGGCUAUGUAAGUAUUGGUUACCCUUUUGGUUUAUUGGCAUCAGUCCUCUUCGGGCGACAUCACCAAAACGUAUUGAAGUCACCUAAACCAAAGCUCUUCAUCAUGGGGACACAAGACGGAUUCACCACCGUGAAACAACUGAACAAUAAGCUUAAAUCUGCAGCAGGACGUGUCGAAACUCAUCUAAUUGAAGGUAUUGGCCAUUUUGAGUUGGAGAGCCAUGCCUAUGAUUCCCAGAUGGUAAUUUUUAUUGCAGAAUUCAUCAACUCUUUGUAGUCCUCACGACGCUGGCCUUUGCACGGUAAGUAUUUACGACAUAAUGUGAUCCCCUAUCAACGAAAUCCAAUUUUCAACACGCGGUUUAGUAUCAUAAACUGGUGUUUUCUAGCUGAAUGACAAAUGAGAAAGAUGGAGUUGAGGUUUGAUAGAGAACAUAUAUGGUAGGGUUUCGAUAGAACUCAAUAGCUUUGGCCUUACCAUCGUCUUUAUCUCGUUGAAUUGUUCAUUUAUUUAUAACUUGCUUUUAGUUUAGGAUUUUUUUUUGUGUUCGAAAACAAAUUGAUCGUUACAUUAGAUUUUGUUAUAAUUUUCAUUAUCAAGACAAGAUCGAAAAAGAAUAGUUAAUAGCAUUGCUUAUGUGUUUCUUUUU
Messenger RNA from Solanum pennellii, 1141 nucleotides. RefSeq lists its product as uncharacterized. The transcript has 2 exons. The record is from RefSeq and is a predicted model, not a curated record. NCBI's taxonomy places the organism in Eukaryota, Viridiplantae, Streptophyta, Magnoliopsida, Solanales, Solanaceae. The coding region runs from base 58 to 768 and encodes 236 amino acids.